AUGAUGGCAUCGAAUGGCUCGCACGAGGCAUUCACGCCGUCUGGUGUUUUGGCGGCAGUCAUGACGAUGAGAACUGGAGAAAAGGAGACCAAGAUCAAGGCUCAUGAAUUUCUGGAGAGGUUUCAGAAGUCGAAAGGAUCUUGGGGUACGUUGAUGGGAAUACUGCAAUCCGAUGCCGAGUCUGAAGCAAUAUUGUUCGCUGCCAUCACUCUCCGUGGAAAGAUUACAUAUGAUCUCAACACCCAAGUCCCGACGAGCGAAUUACCAGCACUGAGAAACCAGAUACUCUUGUUGUUGAAGCACUUUGCCCACGGUCCGAAGCCUAUUCGGGUUCAGCUCUGCGUUUGUUUGGCUAUUCUCGCAAUACAGAUGAAAGACUGGACCGAUGUGAUUGCCUCGGUGGUUCAGGCCCUCGGUGGUAGCCCUGAGAGCUAUGCUUGCAUCCUAGAUUUUCUCCGGGUUCUGCCCGAAGAAGUAACCGAGGGUCGAAAAAUCACCCUGUCUGAAGAAGAGCUUGCAACCCGGACUCAAGCCUUGUUGGGAGACAACACGGAGCAGGUUGUGCAACUGCUCAUCAACUACUCGCAAUCAUCAGCUGCUGCGUCGCGAAACCCACAACUAAUGGAGUGCAUCACCUCGUGGCUUCGCGAGGUCCCGGUCAUGAGCAUCAUCAACUCUGCGCUGCUGGACUACAUCUUCCGCGGGGUAACAAGCGACGAGUGCGGAGUUGAGGCUGCAGAGUGCCUCUGCACGAUACUGCGGGAAACGAGCGACAUUGACGAGAGUCAAGACGCGGUCGCGGCCAUGUUUCCUCGAGUCUUGGGGCUCAAACCGCAAAUUGCAGUAGCAGCUCAAGAGGAGAAUGUGGACAAGCUACAGGCGUUGACCAAGAUCUUCUCCACAGCCGCCAUCAGCUGGGUGGUUGGUAUUGCGCGUCAGCCUGUCCAGUUUCGACCUUUGGUCGAAAGCAUUCUCGAAUGCGCAGCCAGAGACGCGGAGCGAGACGUGAUUGAGCACACUUUUGUCUUUUGGUACGAGCUGAAGCAGUACUUGGUGCUGGAUUGCUACAUCCAGGGCAGGCUGCAGCUCGUGGACAUCUACUCCAAACUGGUCGAUAUAUUGCUGAAGCAUUUGGAGUACCCUCGGCCGGAGUCGGGCAACGAAACGGACCUUUUCGAUGGUGAUCGUGAGCAAGAAGAAAAGUUUCGCGAGUUCCGUCAUCGGAUGGGAGACACACUCAAGGACUGCUGCGAUGUCAUGGGGGUAACCGAGUGCCUGACCAAGGUGCUGCAGGCUAUCCAGCUGUGGACGCAAAAGCACGCUGGCCAAGCCAACGGGUCCAACGUUCCCCACUGGCAAGAGUUGGAGGCGCCGCUUUUCGCUAUGCGCGCACUCGGGCGCAUGGUUGACAAGGAAGAGAGCAUUGUGCUUCCCCAGCUGAUGCCGCUCCUGGUGCAGAUUCCGAGCCACGAGAAGCUCCGGUUCGCGACAAUCAUGGUUCUGGGACGAUACACCGAGUGGACUGCUGCCCACGCCGAGUACCUGGAGGCCCAGUUCAACUACAUUGUGGAGUCGUUCAAAACCGAUUCCAAGGAAAUUCUGAGAGCUGCGGCUCUCGCCCUGAAAUUCUUCUGCACCGAUUGCAAACACCUUCUCAGAGGUCAAGUCUUGCAACUGCAAACCUUUUACGAUCAAAUCUUGGACAAGUUGCCCGAUCUGAGCAAGGAAGAGAUUACUGAGGGUGUAGCGAACGUAGUGGCUGUUCAGCCGGCAGAAGAAACGUACAGAUUGCUGAAGACGUACGCCGACCCUCUUGUACAGAGGCUGAUGGCAAAAGCCAAUCUCGCCACCAACGAAGAAGGGAAGCUGGCACUGGCUGAUCAUAUCCAACUCAUCACCAUAUUCGUGCAGAAUGUGAUGCCAUAUGUGGGCCCUGGAGAAGAGAAUCCGGCGGUCAAGUACUGGCAGGAGGUGUUCCCCAUUCUCUCCACCGUGCUGGACAAUUUCCUGGACUUUAGUCCCAUCUGCGAGCGAAUCUGUCGAUGUUGGCGCAACAUGGUCACGUCGUAUCGCACAGCGAUGGCUCCUCUACUGCCCCAAAUGGCAAACAAACUCGCCAGCAGUUUCAACUCGUCCAGGGAGGGAUGCUUUCUGUGGGUUACAUCAGCCAUACUGCGAGAAUUCUCGGAAGAGCGAGAGCAUCUUGAUCAAGCGACGACGGAGCACAUAUACACAUUUUUCGAGGCACAAACAACCGCUUUCCUUAGGGUGAUGGCGGACUUGCAGCCGAAGGAUUUGCCCGACGUCAUUGACGACUUUUUCCGUCUGCUGAUUGAUGCUCUCUUGUACUAUCCCCAAAAGCUGAUCCCAUCGCAGCUACUGGCGCCCAUCUUGCAAGCGUCGAUUUAUGCACUGACUUUGGAGCAACGGGAUCCUCUCUCGUCCACGCUACACCUUCUACGGGAUCUACUAUCAUAUGGCGGAGACAACCCAGCAAGCAGUGAGGGCCUACCCGAGGCCCAGGCCGCCGAGAUCAAGGGCAUCAUCAAGGACCUUUUGAUGACUCAUGGUGCCGACCUCGUCAAGCAGACGAUGGCGGGCAUGAUGAUUACGUUUCCCGGGGACUGCUUCGCGGACGGCAGCGGCGUUAUCCUAGCGCUGUUUGAGAUAAUGCCAGCGGAAACUACAGAAUGGGUCGCACAUACGAUCGAGCUGCUCCCGCAAGGAACAGUGUCUCCGGCCGAAGCUCAGCGACUGGUGACAAAGAUUAAAGAAAAGCUUUCGUCUGGCGAUAUUGGAGGUGUCCGACAUGUACGAACCCUGUUACAGGACUUUACGACCAACUAUCGUCGUCGAAACGUUGCUCCCCGAGACGGUUUGGGACAAUUGGAAGCAGCGAGGUUCCACUUUUCCGGCUGA
Messenger RNA from Ustilaginoidea virens, 2919 nucleotides. RefSeq lists its product as uncharacterized. The record is from RefSeq and is a predicted model, not a curated record. Gene Ontology annotation, molecular function: small GTPase binding. Gene Ontology annotation, biological process: protein import into nucleus. NCBI's taxonomy places the organism in Eukaryota, Fungi, Ascomycota, Sordariomycetes, Hypocreales, Clavicipitaceae. Gene Ontology annotation, cellular component: cytoplasm; nuclear membrane. The transcript has 6 exons. Bases 1 to 2919 code for a protein of 972 amino acids.